CCGAGCCGAGCCGAGCCGAGCCGAGCCGAGCCGAGUCGAGCCGGAGCGGUCCGGUCGCAGCCACGCGCAGCGGGAGCGCCUCAGCCCGCCCCGCAGCCACCGUCCCGUAUGCGCGGCUCCCGGCUCAGCGCUGCCGCGGAGCAGCCGUAAGCAAAGGCAAUCCCCCCACCGCCUGCCCGGGGGGCUGCCGGGGGGCCAUGGGGGUGGCAGGCACCGAGCUGCCAGGCGUGAACGUCAGCGCUAACCAGAGCGCCGCCGACCCCACGCUGUCGCGGGACGUGUGGGUGGUGGGCAUGGGGAUCCUCAUGUCGGUGAUCGUGCUGGCCAUCGUCUUCGGCAACGUGCUGGUGAUCACUGCCAUCGCCCGGUUCCAGCGCCUGCAGACUGUCACCAACUACUUCAUCACCUCGCUGGCCUGUGCAGACCUGGUGAUGGGGCUGACUGUGGUGCCUUUUGGCGCCAGCCACAUCAUCAUGGAGAUGUGGAACUUUGGGAACUUCUGGUGCGAGUUCUGGACCUCCUUGGACGUGCUCUGUGUCACGGCCAGCAUUGAGACUCUCUGCGUCAUUGCCGUGGACCGGUACUUUGCCAUCACCUCUCCUUUCAAGUACCAGAGCCUACUGACCAAGAGCAAGGCACGUGUGGUCAUCCUUGUGGUGUGGGUGGUCUCAGCCCUCACCUCCUUCCUGCCCAUUCAAAUGCACUGGUACCGGGCAGACCGUGAGGAGGCCAUCCUGUGCUAUGAGAGGGAAACCUGCUGCGACUUCUUCACCAACCAAGCCUAUGCCAUUACCUCUUCCAUCAUCUCCUUCUAUGUGCCACUCGUGGUCAUGGUAUUUGUGUAUGCCAGGGUCUUCCAGGUGGCCAAGAAGCAGUUGCAAAAGAUAGACAGGAGCGAGGGCAGGUUUCACACCCAGAACAAGGAGCAGGAGCAGAAAGGGGGAGCUGGGCACCGCCGUUCCUCCAAGUUCUUCUUGAAGGAGCACAAGGCCCUCAAGACCCUGGGCAUCAUCAUGGGCACCUUCACGCUGUGCUGGCUGCCCUUCUUCAUCGUCAACAUCGUGCACGUCAUCCAGGACGACAUCAUACCCAAGUAUGUGUACAUCCUUUUGAAUUGGUUGGGUUAUGUCAACUCUGCCUUCAACCCUUUGAUCUACUGCCGGAGCCCCGACUUCAGGUAUGCCUUCCAGGAGCUGCUGUGCCUCCGCAGGUCAGCCCUGCAGAUGUAUGCUAAUGGCUACUCCAACAGCAACGGCAGGAACGACUACAAUGAGGAGGACAACGGCUACCCCCUGGCAUCGGAUAAAACCUGCGAGUUGCUCUGCGAAGAGGGUUCCUUCCCUCACCCCGAGGGCUUUUUGCACUGCAAAGAGAUCCCUGGGUGUCCAGGAAUGGUUGAGAGCUGAAUGGGCUGAUCUCUCUUCCUCACCAUCCUGAGCUCAUGAGGGCUCUGAAGAGAUAGAGCAGGAGCAUGACCUUGCUUCUCCUGAGCCUGGGGAUGCUGUGGGAAGUGAUUGCCUUGGCAAAUGUCUUCAUCCCAACCCAUAGCCCAUCGUGCAUCAUCUGAAGGAGAAGCUGAUGAAGGAUAACCAGAGGACCAGGAAAGGCACUGCUAGCCUUGGAGGAAACAGAUGGGGGACCGGCACUGAGAGGCACUUUGCAGGAGUCCCUGCAUGUGAAACCAGCUCUGGGAGUAAGCUACAGGAGCCCUGUGAACUGAAGGAGGUGAAUGACCAGGUCACCAGAAAACAUGCAGAAGGGCACAGCAACUUUGGAAAGCACUUUCAAAAGAGAAGGGGGUAUCAGGACCACGUGGCUGGUGUGGAAGAGGCAGAGCAAAGUCCCUGCCUCACAGUCAGGUCAGGAGACUGUCAGGAUGUGCUCAACAGCUGCCUGUCCACAUGCUGGCUGGGGUUCCAGAUGAAAGAGGAAUCUGACCAAGACUGAGAGAGAAGCAAAGUGGAAGAUUGCUUUGACUUAUUCUGUGCUUGUUUCUCCUUCUGGUGUCUUCUCUGUCUACCUCUUUUUCUCUCUAGGAAUACAUGUACUACAUGUGGGGCCCAGGCCCUCACAAACAAGCAGAAGUAUUAGCACAGGGCAAAUGCUGCCCAGUGCACAUCUGUGCUGCCCAGUGCAGUGCUGCUGCUAGAUGGGGCUGACAUUGCACAGUGCAGCAUAACGUGGCCUUUGUUUGCUCCUUAACGCCACCAAAUCUGCAACUGUAAUGUCUGGACUUCAGAUAGGAGAAAGGCUUGAGCCUGACAAUCCUUUCCCUUGCCAGCAGUCACAGGCUAGCGUGGCCACCCACACUUGAGAACCAAGGUUUAACAGCUGAGCCCCAAAACAUUUCAGAGCAUCCAUUGCUCUCCUGCAGCUGUGGAAAUGAGCAUGCAGGCAGGCUGCACACCCAGCUGCUGCACCCUGGAUUGUGGGAAACUCACUGAGAAGAGAGAGACAGAAACAAAGGGAGUGACAGGGGCUCAGGCAGAAAAUAGUAGGAAAGACUGAUUCAAAACCAUAGGAAAAUGUGCACUUCUUAAUUGCAGGUGGUGCCCCAGAGUCAGACUCUCAUGCCCAGCUGAGUGGCUGCAGCUCUUCUCACCGAGCUGCUCCCUGAGGCCUGGGCAAAACCUGCUGGUACCGACCUGUGCCAGGAGCCCCAUCUCACAACUUCCCUCCUGGGCUUCCAGCUGCAAACCCCUUCCCUCAUGUGCAAUCCUAUUUAUUUAUUUAUUCUCUUGCUGCUUAAUGCAAAGCUGCUACCUGGUCACCCUCCCCACUGACAUGAGCAGCCCGAGGGGCUGAUGUUUGCCCUGAGCAGGCUGGGGCUGGGCAGGCACACAGGGUGUGUGGAUGAGGCAGGAGGAAAAGGCUGCAGUUAAACCAGAAAGCCUGGAAGCAACUUGCCCAGAGACACGUAGCCUGCACAAGCAGCUCUCCCAGUUGUAAUGAAGCAAACUUACUAUGUGUACAUCCUGGCUUUGGACACACACAGGGGGCUAUCUCCCCAGCCAGGCUCUUUCCCCACGGUGUGCUCACAGAGGCUUGGUACCUGGCAGCCUUUUCUGCUCUGUCCAAAAGAGAUAUCCAUGUACAGAUCCAUUUAGCACAGCCAAUUUGAGACCGGCAGGCAGGAGCCUCUCUCCAGGACAAUGCUGUAGCUGGGCUCUGAUGGUUUAUGCUCAGCCUUGGCUCAUCCUGCCCAUUUUGUUAAAAAACUGGCAUGCCAGCAGCAUCUGCUCAUGGUCAGGUGUCCCAUUUUAUGGACAGCCUGUGUAUCCCAGAGCAGAGGGGACUGUUUGUUUGGGAGAGGAAGGCUCUCCUGUGCCCUGAUGCUCUCCCACAGCUCCCACACUCGGGAAGGAGCCAGGGUGCCUGGGCAUCCUUUGGCAGGGCUCCCAGCUGCUCCAGAGGAGCCUGGCUUCUCCCAUACCCUUCCCUCUGAGAGUCCCACCAAGGCUUUGUCCAAACCUGUGUGGCUGCUGAAUGGAAAUAUUUCCCAACCAAAACCUGUUCCUCAGAAGACUCCUGGCUAGCCCUAAGUUCUCUCAUGUGCAAGAGCAGGUUGCAGUAAGUGAAACAGAUAGACUUGCUCUGACAGUUUGCCAGCAUGGCCCCAGAGCAAUGGCCUGCUUAUUGCUGAUUGCUUCCUUGCAGAGUUGUAGAAGUUGGAGAUAGAAGAGAGGUAUUGCAAAUCCAUCUGCCUAUGACCCUUCGGGCUCGUUCCAUGUAUUACAUUUACCAGCGGUGUGCUGGGUCUAUUUUUAAAUGCCCUGACACCAGGGUUAUUGUGCUGUCCUUUGGGAGAUUGCUCUGUAGUCCGAGUCAGGAGCUGCUAUUAGUAUUCCACUUGCAUUUCCUGCUGAAAACUUCAUUCCAUUAUUCAUAGUGAUGCUCUUCAAAUACCUGCUGCUCCUUAAGUCCCAGUCAGGCUCUACCACUUGACCUGCUCUCUUCUUUCCUCCUCCAAGAAGCUCUCUGGCUCCCUGAUCACUGCCAUUCGCUGUGCUUCCCAGAGCUGGGCACAGAGUGAAGCUGUUUGUUAAUUCAGAGUGUGUCAGGGAUCCAUACCCACACGCAGAGCAGCCAGGACCUCUGGCAAUGGCUCCAGUAGCUCUGGAGCUGCUCUCUCCCUCAUUGCACGGAGCGCUGGAGAGGAGCAGAUGCAGAGAUGUGUCCAAAAGCAGAGCAAGCCUUGGCAAUCCUAUCCGGCAGGAUAGGCUCCUCCUGUCCAGCGGGAGCCAACACCUGCUAGGGACAGAACACAUCAAAGUCUCCAUCUCCAAGCUGAGCCAUGGAGGUGGAUGAUGCUUCAGUUUUGCCUCUGCAGCCGCAACCCGGCGAUCACUGGGGAGCUGUGCCGUGGCAGCCAGCUGGUGUCUGUUCCUGCCUGGAAAUCACACUCAUGAGCCAGAGCUGCAGCUCAGAGGGAGGAAGCCCUGAGCCCUGUGAGCAGCACAGGGGCUCAGCAGGCUCAGAACACGUGGGGCACUUGCUCGGGGAGCCUUUGUGUGGGGCGCUCGGCUGGGGCACCAUUGUGUCUGUAAGAGCUCUGUUCUUCUCACCGAACAAAUUGUUCCUACAAAUAAAGAAUGAAAAACC
This is a messenger RNA of Colius striatus (speckled mousebird), 4602 nucleotides long. RefSeq names its product adrenoceptor beta 2 (gene ADRB2). The record is from RefSeq and is a predicted model, not a curated record. Lineage: Eukaryota; Metazoa; Chordata; Aves; Coliiformes; Coliidae. Gene Ontology annotation, molecular function: norepinephrine binding; beta2-adrenergic receptor activity. Gene Ontology annotation, biological process: negative regulation of smooth muscle contraction; norepinephrine-epinephrine-mediated vasodilation involved in regulation of systemic arterial blood pressure; adenylate cyclase-activating adrenergic receptor signaling pathway. Gene Ontology annotation, cellular component: membrane. The transcript has 2 exons. Bases 198 to 1406 code for a protein of 402 amino acids.